GCGGCUCGCAGCUUGGGGCUCGCCAGGAUGGGGAAGGGGAGGUGGAGUUUCCAAGAGGGAACUUGACCCGUUAGCAGCCGCGGCCAUGGCGGCGCGCUCGCCUCCCUCCCCGUUCCCUCCGCCCCCAGCGCGACAGUUGGGUCCCUGGUCCCCACGUGUUGGGCGGGGAGCUGUGGUACACGCAGUGCGCAGCGAGGCCUCGGGUCUUGCGAAUGCAGUGCGGAAGGGCGUCGUGGACAAAAACGAUAUAUGCUGGCGGGGGCCAGGCGGGGCAGCUCCGGCUCAGGCUCCCCUCCUCAGCUCGCCCAUGGGGUCCAAGCGACUAGAGGGCAUCUCGAUAGAGGAGGCGAUGGUGACCCGGACGCAGCUGCUGGAGGAAGAGCUGAGCAGCCUAAAGGAGGAGCUGGCCCUGUGUCAGGCUGAUAAAGAAUUUGUAUGGUCUCUGUGGAAACGUCUCCAGGUGACAAACCCAGAUCUCACACAAGCAGUCAGUUUGGUUGUAGAACGAGAAAAACAGAAAUCUGAAGCUAAAGACAGAAAAGUUUUAGAAAUUCUGCAAGUGAAGGAUGCUAAAAUACAAGAAUUGGAACAGAGAGAAAUAGGACUAAAAAAGGAAAUAAAUGACCUUGUAAAACGGAAGAUUGCAGUUGAUGAAGAAAACGUUUUCUUAAGGAAAGAAUUCAGUGACUUGCAGAAGAAAUUUAAAGAUAAAAGUCAGGAAGCUAAGGACACUAAGGAGUGUGUACAGAAUAAGGAAGAGCAAAACAGACUGGUUAUAAAAACUCUGGAGGAGGAAAAUGAGAAAUUAAGUACCCGCUGCGCUGACCUGCUAAAUGACCUGGAGAAACUGAGGAAGCAAGAAGCACAUUGGAGAAAAGAAAAAUAUAGCAUUGAUGCAAAAAUAAAGGCCUUUGAAGAUGAUUUAAUUGAAGCAAGAAAAGAAAUUGAAGUAUCACAGAGUAAAUAUAAUGCUGUGUCAUUACAGUUGAAUAAUAAACAGACUGAACUUAUCCAGAAGGAUAUGGAUAUUACCCUUGUCAGGCAAGAGUUGCAGGAGCUGCAGAACCUAUACAAACAGAACAGUGCACACACAGCACAGCAAGCGGAGCUGAUCCAGCAGCUCCAGGUUCUGAACAUGGACACACAGAAAGUACUGAGGAAUCAGGAAGACGUCCACACAGCCGAAAGCAUAUCAUAUCAAAAACUUUACAAUGAGUUACAUAUUUGCUUUGAAACCACAAAAUCAAGUGAAGCUAUGCUCCGGCAAAGUGUUGUUAGUCUUCAAGAUCAGCUAUUUCAAAAAGAGCAAGAAAAUGCUAAAUUAAAAGAAAGGCUUCAGGAAUCACAAGGAGCACCCUAUCCUUUACCUCAAGAAAGUGAUUCAGAGCACUCAGAACAGGUAUCUCAACGGCCAUCUUUAUCGAGCUUAGAAACUUUAAUGGUCUCACAGAAGUCUGAAAUCGAGUAUUUACAGGAAAAACUAAAAAUAGCAAAUGAAAAACUCUCAGAGAACAAAUCUACCAACAAGGAUUCCCCAGAGAAGGGCAUCUGGACAAGUACUGAAGGAAAACAUAAGGAACCACCUGUGAAACGUUCAAGGUCUUUGUCCCCAAAGAGUUCUUUCACAGACUCAGAGGAGCUGAGGAAGCUGAGGAAAGCUGAAAGAAAGAUUGAAAACUUAGAGAAGGCGCUACAACUAAAGAGCCAAGAAAAUGAUGAGCUAAGAGAUGCCCAUGAAAAACGCAAGGAAAGGCUACAGAUGUUACAGACCAACUACAGAGCAGUAAAAGAGCAAUUAAAACAGUGGGAAGAAGGCAGUGGCAUGACUCCUAUCAGAAAAAUAAAGAGAGCAGAUCCGCAACAACUUCGCCAAGAAGAUUCUGAUGCUGUGUGGAAUGAACUGGCCUAUUUCAAAAGGGAGAACCAGGAGCUAAUGAUUCAAAAAGGAGGAAGAGAAAAAGGUGGAAGGAUCCAUUCACUUCAAAUGAGAUUAAGACGAUGUAAAAUGUGGGAAACAGUGCAAAAUUUUGUAAAAAAGCACCACCCAAAUAAGUCUGUAGCAGUGCAAGCGAUGAAUCUGUUUAAUGAUAAUACAAUGUCACAUUUUCGUGAAAUCCUCAAAAGGAGUCAAAAGAUGAAUCUUCAAGAAGAAUUGGAUAAACUUAAAGUACGUAUAUCUAUUGAUAAGGCAACAAUACGAGAAUUGAACAACUGUAUGGCAGGGAAAAGAGAAGAACAACUCUGUGGAUAUGGUGAAGAUGAUGGGGUCAAGAAGAGUACUCCAGAGAAGAAUGGGAAAGAAAUGUCGGAGCAGACAUGGCAGAAGGUCAUUGAAUUGGAAAGCCGGCUAAAAUCUUUUGAGAAAAGGUCAAGAAAAUUAAAAGAAGGGAAUAAAAAAUUAAUGAAAGAAAAUGACUCCCUGCAAUCACUCUUAAAGCAGCAACAGGAAGAUGCAGAGGACAGGGAAAAAGAGCUAGAACAGCUACAAAGGGGGAGUAAAGAAGUAGAAAAAGAUAAAGCUGGACUUCAAGUAAAAAUCAGUGAGCUGGAGAGAGAAGUCACUUCCCUAAGGAGACAAGUGGCAGAAGCUAAUGGUUUGAGAAAUGAAAAUGAAGAGCUGAAGAAUUCAAUGGAGAAACUGCAGCAAUUAGCAGACAAAGCUAAAUCUGAGAUGGCCACCACGGAAGUGAGGUCUGGACAAUAUGAUUGUAAGACAACCACUACCAAGGUUAAAUUUAAAGCCGCCAAGAAAAAGUGCCCUGUGGGCCGUUACCACACUGUUCUCAAUCACUCCAUCAAGGUUAUGAGCAAUGUGUUUGAGAACCUCAGCAAGGACGGCUGGGAGGAUGUGAGUGAAAGCAGCAGUGAUCCCGAGGCACAGACCUCUCAAAAUUUAGGAACAAUUAUUGUAGAAACAUCCCAGAAAAUAAGUGCUAUAGAAGAUGGAAGAGACCAGAAACAAAGUGACCAAACAGAAGGUAGCCAAACGCAAGGAAAAGAAAUGGUACGAAUAUAUCCAAACACAGAUGGCAAGACCCCAAAGGAUUAUUUUCAUUGCAAGAAUGCUAGAAAGCCAACUUUUCAAAAGAAGAAUGGUAAUAUACAAAAGAGUUCUCAUACAACAGUUCCUACCAGAGUUAACAGAGAAAAGUGGAAAAAUAUAACUUCCCAGAAGUCAAAUAGCAAUAUUAUUUUAUUACGAGAACGUAUUGUAUCUUUACAACAACAAAACAGCAUACUUCAUAAUGCCAAAAAAACAGCGGAAUUGUCUGUAAAAGAAUAUAAAGAAAUAAAUGAAAAACUCCUUCAGCAGCAACAAGUAUCUGAUCAACGAUAUCAGACAAGCAGACAGACAAUAAAGAAGCUAAAUUUGGAUUUGGCUGACCUUCGGAAGGAAAAAGAAGACUUACUGAAGAAAUUGGAGUCCUCAUCUGAAAUCACAAGUUUGGCAGAAGAAGUUUCCCGAGUAAUAGUUCCACGGAUACAAGUUACAUCACUUGGUCCUUCAAGGAGCAUGGAUUUGGAGAUGAAGCAAUUGCAGUGUAAACUAAAGAAUGCAACUAAUGAGCUCACUAAACAGUCCUCAAAUGUGAAGUCUCUGAAAUUUGAACUCCUAGCAAAAGAAGAACACAUAAAGGAAAUGCAUGAAAAGAUAUCUCGAAUGGAGAGGGAUAUAACCAUGAAAAGACAUUUGAUAGAGGACUUGAAAUUUCGACAGAAAGUAAAUUUGGAAAGUAAUGAGAGUAUUAAUGAAAUGUUAGAAAAUCUUGAAAAAAAGGUGAAGACACUAACUGAAGAGUGUUCCAACAAGAAGGUGUCAAUUGAUUCACUAAAACAGAGACUCAGUGUUGCUGUAAAGGAGAAGUCACAGUUUGAACAGAUGUAUCAAAAAACUAAAGAGGAAUUAGAAAAAAAGGAUGUCAAGCUUGGUCUCCUAGUAUCAAAAAUAAGUGAGACCGAAUCUGCAAUGGCAGAAAUUGAAACAGCAGCAUCCAAGCAUCUUCAAGGAUUAGCACUGAAAAGUGAGCAGGCCCUAGAAGGUGCACAAAAGAAGUUGCUCUUAGCCAAUGAGAAAGUGGAGGAGUUCACCAUCUUUGUGAAGGAUCACUGGGACCUUUGCCUGUGGGGAGGCCCCACAGCCUCUACCAAAUGUGCUCCUGGCAAGGGAACCACCUCUCCCCAUGUGGCCCACGGACCCCUCAGACCUCACUUCCUGCUCCUGGAGAUUCACCCUUCCCACCCAGAGCAUGGCCAGGUAUUGACCUGUGGAAUUUUCAACACUGCUUCCGAUAGAGUCCUAGUGGUACUGAAACCCUCUGCUUUCUCCUCUCUCCCUUUCUUGUUCAGUCACUCUUUCUCUUUCUCUCAGCUUCUUUCAGGGGUAGUGCUUUUCCUGGACUCUCCCUUCUUUCUGUGUCCUCUCUCCACAAAAACAGCUCCCUGCCCUCUGCAGCUUCUGUCUCCCCCAGUUCACCUCUCCACACUGCAUACCUGCCAGUUCUGUGGUUCAAGUUAUGUAGAUUGUUGUGCUAAUCCUCAGGUCAGUUUUGUAGGUGUGCAAAAUGGUUUGGUGCUGAUCUAGCUGCAUUUCAGGGAUGAGAGAAGCUGAGAACUUUCAGGCUGCUCCACCAACUUGGCCCCUCCUGCUUAUAAAAUUUUAUACCACUGUUAGUACCCCAUUUAGAACAAAUCCCUUACUUUGUUUCUUUGGAAAUCAUAGAUACCUUGGGAGUUUUCUCAUUUUAAAAAUAUCUACAAAAUGAAUGGAAUAAAACACUUUAUGUGUUUUAUCUCUUUUAUAUCAGGUUUCAACUGAUAUAAAGUCAAACAAUAAGCCUUGCCUCAGAGGACCCCAAAUGAUUGCAGAGUAUUAAUUUUAAUAAACAUAAUUUACCUUUUCCAGAUUUAAAGUGUCAUUUCUUCCAAAUACUUGUUGAGUAGUCUCACUGUUUAACUUAUGAAUAGCACUCUCAUUGAAUAUUGUCAUUACUCAUGAUGUAAAACCAUUUUUAUUACGACUUUUAGUUUCAUAAGCCUUUGUUUUCUUGUUUUAUAUUCACGUUAGGGUUCUGUUUGUUGCAUUUAUAGCCAAGAUGUAAAAUAUGAAAUAUGUAAUAGUAAGAUUUAUUUGAAUACAAAUUAUUAUUUUUCCUGAAAUAUUCUUUGAAUGUGUCCUUUUUAAAAAGAGUUGAUAACCAGAAGUUUUAAAAAUAGAAAAAUGAAUGUUAUGACUACAUAUAUGGCUAUUACACACUGAAGUCUAUAAUAACCUUUGUGAUAUUGUAAUAGGUAUACUUCUUCACAGAAAGUAAGUUAGCAAAAGUUGUCUUUUAAAAAACAAAGUUUUUAUUUUUGUCUAAUGAUUUGAAUGAUGUUUAAUGAUAAAGUAUCUAAUUUUUAACUGUUGAAGAGUGACCUAUUAAUCCUUCAUAUUUUUCACCAAUUAUGUAAAGUAUAAAUGUCUUAAUAGAUAAAUUCAGGAUUUCUGUGGUUUCAUGUCUUUGUAAUUUGAGUAACAUUACAUAGUAGGAAAAUAUAAAAGGUAUUGAUAAGCCAUUUUUAGUACUCUUUCAGAAGUUUUCCACUUUAUUUCAGUUUGGUAUUAGAUUAGCUGCAUUGGAAUCAGGUGAUUCUAUUCCUUUUAAAUAAAAUGCAUAAUUUGGGACUCCAAAUUUAUCAAAUCAAAAUCUUGGUGGGAGUGGGGCCAAUAACCUGAAUUUACUGUUAGGUGAUUAUUAUGCAUAAUACAGUUUUUAAAAUGCUGCCUUAAAUUGUUUUUAUCAAUUGAAUCUAUAUAACAGUACAUAUAGUUUGGUGUUUCAUAGAACCCUAAUGGUAAUUUGAAGUUUGUUUUUCUUAACUGUGUUUUAGGGCCAAUAUGUAGUUAAUACUGGCACUACUUACGCUGUUUAAUCCACUUUUCUAAUAAAAGGCAACCAGCAAACUAAUGCCAAACCAGAAACAUUGGAAAAGACUGGACAUUUGGCUCUGAGAAAUGAGAGGACUAUCAUCCUUCACUUCCUUGUGCAUAUGGCCCUAGGACCAGCUGGAAAUACUCAGGAGCCACUAUCUGAGGCUACAUACCAUCAAUGACUUCCUAAAUCUUUACUGACUGUAUAAGAUCUAAGCUUUCUAAGAAUUUAAAACCUUCUGUAAUUUGACCCUCUCUUGCUCUGAAUCUCAUCUCCUUCUCCUCUUCUUUCCAGCUUUCCCCGUAGUGCGUUCAUUCCUGCCUUUGCAUGGUUCUCCUUCCCACUGAACAUAUUGUCAUUCAUUAUCCCCAAAGUACUGGCAUGCAAUAGGGUUCAUUAAAUUCUGAGGAAUUGAUUUUAUAUCUGGCUCAAGAAAGGUAUUAGACACAUAAUCACUGCUUAGAUUGAAAACUCUGUGAAGGCAAGAAGCACAUUCCUUAAAGAGCAUAAAGAAUGUACAUGGUUCCUACAUGGAACAUUGUAAUGACUAGGACUCAUUCUGUACAGAGCUUAUCCGGGUGUAUCAUGUACACCAAAGUACCUAAUGAAUAUUAUUAGUAGUAUUAAUAACAACAAUGUUUGUUCUGGCCCUGUUGUGGAAUCUAUGUUCCCUUUAGUCUUUUCAUUUUUCAUAGGGUACACCAGAUUAUAGAAGAGGUGGAGUGGCCAUCUGUUCUAGAUCUAGUCUUGAAUACGGAAUUUUGCCCUGGGGUAAAAUCAAGUGCUCUGAGCGUGUGGCCUGGAUAUAUGUGGCAUAACUGAGGCUUUAAAUUCUCCUAGUAACUGAAUAAAACCCAUAAGGGAAAUUCCUAGAAGUAUUUGCUCAAUUUGAUUGAGCCCUGAUAUAAGUUUGUUAAUGUGCUUAUAUGUGAGAGUCGUAUGCCAAAUUCCAUCUUCUCAAUGGUUUUUGUUAGCUCUGAAAUAAAUAUCAGCCAAAGAACAACAUUUAGCUGGAGGCUUAAAUCAUUUAAUUACCAAUAUGUGCUUGCUUUGAAAAGAUUUAGUAAGAUGUUUUGGGCAUAUAAAUUUCUUGCUUCUUUAGUGAGAACAUUUGUGGAGGACUAUAAUUUUAUUUUUAUAUGUACAAUUGUUAAUAU
Acinonyx jubatus (cheetah) is the source of this 7069-nucleotide messenger RNA. It is a transcript of the gene CNTLN, whose product is annotated as centlein. Gene Ontology annotation, cellular component: centriole; centrosome. Lineage: Eukaryota; Metazoa; Chordata; Mammalia; Carnivora; Felidae. Gene Ontology annotation, biological process: protein localization to organelle; centriole-centriole cohesion. The coding region runs from base 86 to 4582 and encodes 1498 amino acids. The transcript has 25 exons. The record is from RefSeq and is a predicted model, not a curated record.